GAUAAACUGGCGUGCUACAGUAUACAGCUAGUCUACUGCUGGGAUGGUUACCCUGAGCAAAGGAAAAUGUGAUUGUGCUGCAUUCGUGUUAAUGUGAAUUGCUUGAACAGACAUCCAAUCCAAUAUGGCGGCAGCUUACCACAAUGAUGAUACAAGAUCCAGCGAUACUUCACGUGAUGUCACCAAUGCUUUGGAGGUUCUAUCAGAAGAGGAAAAUAAGGAUUUCCAGGACUUCAGGAAAAGUCUAGGAAUUGUGGGAAGUUUCACGAAACAGAUGGUCAAGCUCGCCAUAGACCAGCUCAAGCCCGAAUUUGAGCGGAUGGCGGAACAAGCUGCGGAUAGGGCAAUGGAUUCAAAGUCGACGAAGGUCAAAGAACUUCAGGAUGAGCUCAAUGGUCGUGAACGCGACCUCAAACAAAUGAAAUUGGAGAAAAAAAUCCUACAAGCAAAACUUGAGAAAGAAAUGUGUAACCGCGAUAUUGCAGAUGUAGUGGAUAGCAAAGAAAAAGACAUUAAAAAGAUGGAAGUCGAGAUAGGCAGUCUCAAGAGUAAGCUGAAAAGGAAAGCAGACGAACUGAAAAAAGAGCGAGAAAGGGCGACAGAUGAGGAAACUCGGCGAAUGGAGAUUCAGACAUCACUUCAAUCUGAGAUCGAUCGUCUGAAAAAAGAUCUCGACAAAGUUAAAGGUCAUCUGGGACAAAUUCGCUCAGCAAAAAAUGUCGGCAACGAGGAGACGCGGAAAUUACGUGAACGCGAACGUCAGCUGAUCGAGGAAAUCGAAGACUUGAAAAAACAGCAGCCAAAACUUCGGCGAAAGAUCACACGUUAAAAAUUCGAGUGCAUCGUUGUAUUUAAUUGUGUAUUAGACAACACAUGUGUUCAUAAUGUACCUAUAUAUAUAAUUAUCUCAUCCCAAAGAGUAACAACUGUCUAUCAUUUCUCGUACUGGUUUUGAAAGAAAAGCUUGAGUCAUUCACAGUUGUGUAUGUAGAGAUGGAUUAAGUCACAGAUGUAGAUGUUGAGAUGGAUUCAGUCACAGAUUCAGUCACCAGCUGUGGAUGUUGUGAUGGAUUCAGUCACAGAUUCAGUCACAGCUGUGGAUGUUAUGGUGGAUUCAGUCACAGAUUCAGUCACAGCUGUGGAUGUUGUGAUGGAUUCAGUCACAGAUUCAGUCACAGCUGUGGAUGUUGUGAUGGAUUCAGUCACAGAUUCAGUCACAGCUGUGGAUGUUGUGAUGGAUUCAGUCACAGAUUCAGUCACAGCUGUGGAUGUUGAGAUUGAUUCAGUCACAGAUUCAGUCACAGCUGUGGAUGUUGAGAUUGAUUCAGUCACAGAUUCAGUCACAGCUGUGGAUGUUGUGAUGGAUUCAGUCACCAGCUGUGGAUGCUGAGAUGGAUUCAGUCACAGAUUCAGUCACAGCUGUGGAUGUUGAGAUGGAUGCAGUCACAGAUUCAGUCACAGCUGUGGAUGUUGAGAUGGAUUCAGUCACCAGCUGUGGAUGUUGUGAUGGAUUCAGUCACCAGCUGUGGAUGUUGUGAUGGAUUCAGUCAUAGAUUAAGUCACCAGCUGUGGGUGUUGAGAUGGAUUCAGUCACAGAUUCAGUCACCAGCUGUGGAUGUUGAGAUUGAUUCAGUCACCAGCUGUGGAUGUUGAGAUUGAUUCAGUCACCAGCUGUGGAUGUUGUGAUGGAUUCAGUCAUAGAUUCAGUCAUCAGCUGUGGAUGUUGAAAUGGAUUCAGUCACCAGCUGUGGAUGUUGAGAUGGAUUCAGUCACAGAUUAAGUCACAGCUAUGGAUGUUGAGAUGGAUUCAGUCACAGAUUCAGUCACAGCUGUGGAUGUUAAGAUAGAUUCAGUCACAGAUUAAGUCACAGCUAUGGAUGUUGAGAUGGAUUCAGUCACAGAUUCAGUCACAGCUGUGGAUGUUAAGAUAGAUUCAGUCAUCAGCUGUGGAUGUUGUGAUGGAUUCAGUCAUAGAUUCAGUCACCAGCUGUGGAUGUUGAGAUGGAUUCAGUCACAGAUUAAGUCACAGCUAUGGAUGUUGAGAUGGAUUCAGUCAUAGAUUCAGUCACCAGCUGUGGAUGUUGAGAUGGAUUCAGUCACAGAUUCAGUCACAGCUGUGGAUGUUAAGAUAGAUUCAGUCAUCAGCUGUGGAUGUUGUGAUGGAUUCAGUCAUAGAUUCAGUCACCAGCUGUGGAUGUUGACAUGGAUUCAGUCACAGAUUCAGUCAUCAGCUGUGGAUGUUGAGAUGGAUUCAGUCACAGAUUAAGUCACAGAUUAAGUCACAGCUAUGGAUGUUGAGAUGGAUUCAGUCACAGAUUCAGUCACAGCUGUGGAUGUUAAGAUAGAUUCAGUCACCAGCUGUGGAUGUUGAGAUGGAUUCAGUCACAGAUUCAGUCAUCAGCUGUGGAUGUUGAGAUGGAUUCAGUCACAGAUUAAGUCACAGAUUAAGUCACAGCUAUGGAUGUUGAGAUGGAUUCAGUCACAGAUUCAGUCACAGCUGUGGAUGUUAAGAUAGAUUCAGUCACCAGCUGUGGAUGUUGAGAUGGAUUCAGUCACAGAUUAAGUCACAGCUAUGGAUGUUGAGAUGGAUUCAGUCACAGAUUCAGUCACAGCUGUGGAUGUUAAGAUAGAUUCAGUCAUCAGCUGUGGAUGUUGAAAUGGAUUCAGUCACCAGCUGUGGAUGUUGAGAUGGAUUCAGUCACAGAUUAAGUCACAGCUAUGGAUGUUGAGAUGGAUUCAGUCACAGAUUCAGUCACAGCUGUGGAUGUUAAGAUAGAUUCAGUCACCAGCUGUGGAUGUUGAGAUGGAUUAAGUCACAGAUUCAGUCACAGCUGUGGAUGUUGAGAUGGAUUAAGUCACAGAUUCAGUCACAGCUGUGGAUGUUGAGAUGGAUUCAGUCACAGACUCAGUCAUCAGCUGUUGAUUUCGAGAUGGUUCCGUGGUAGAAAUGAAGGGAUUUUGUCUGUAAAGCAAUUUGCUAUAUAGACCGUGAGGAGGCAUUUAGAGUUAUAAUAUGAAUUCAUCUAAAAUCUAACGAAACAAUGUCAAUCUACAGCUUAAUUCACUUUGACGUUCCUUCUGCCACCCAUUUAUCUUCCGCACGUUUGUGGUGACAUUAUUUGUGUUUUAUCACUUGGCAUAAGUUAAAUUUAUUAUGUUGUCGUUCGACACACAUAUACAUAGUGUUUUGUUCGUUAGUGAUUUGGUGACGUGGUUACUGAGUUCUGUGUCCAGACAGGGCAUUAGUACAGUUGAAUUCCUAAGAAAUGUUCUCGAGUAUCCAAUUUUACAAAAAUUGAGUUACGAUCCAAUAAACUGUAAAACCGAUGGUUUAUAAAUUUCAUUCAGAUAGUUCUAGAUGUAACGUCAUGAUUAACGAACGGAGACCGAUCAAAAUUAAUUUAAUCAAGGGAGACAACUCUUAAACAAGAAAUGCAUUAUAUAAAUUUAGCAUUUCGAUUUAAUUUAUCCACUUUUUCGAGCUCAAGGAGUUGAGUCCUGUUACAUAUAUGCGGCAGACCAUAUUCAAAUUAUAUCAUGGCCAUAUUAGCAGAUAUAUUUUAUUUUCACAUUCAAAAGCACGCAUCCAAGGUUUUCGUACACAACAUAUAUCUGUCUCGAUUCCGUGCAUUAACGCCUGUUUAGAGAAAAAAGAAAGAGCUAAUCAUAUGGCAAGCCAAGUUGUCAUUUAAUUAUAUCAAAUACCUUAUAGAUUUGAUAAGAUAGCUUAUAGACUUUUUAAGAUAUCUUAUAUACUUUUAUAAUUUUUUUUUUAAAUACUUGAUCUCAUUGCUCAACGAUCACAUUAAUUUCAACAAUUAAUCUUAAUCAUAACUUUGAACUUUGUAGUUUAAAAAGCUCUGCUGAGAGGCGACAUUAAACCAGCCUUAUGGAUACCUACCACUCUUUGCUAGUCAGUGUGUAGAUUACCACGUGAAACAUAGCAGUCAGUAUAGUUUAUAAAGGUGGUCUAUAUUAUGGUGAAUUCACUGAUAUAUGUACAAGCAUUGACAAGUUCCAAUAAACAUCCCGAAAGAG
Messenger RNA from Pecten maximus, 4038 nucleotides. RefSeq names its product stress response protein NST1-like. The record is from RefSeq and is a predicted model, not a curated record. The coding region runs from base 125 to 829 and encodes 234 amino acids. The transcript is spliced from 4 exons. NCBI's taxonomy places the organism in Eukaryota, Metazoa, Mollusca, Bivalvia, Pectinida, Pectinidae.